Molecule: messenger RNA, 10230 nt
Organism: Plodia interpunctella (Indianmeal moth)
Lineage: Eukaryota; Metazoa; Arthropoda; Insecta; Lepidoptera; Pyralidae
Gene: tai
Product: nuclear receptor coactivator 2
Exons: 20
Coding region: 509-4399 (1296 amino acids)
Biological process (GO): cellular response to hormone stimulus; positive regulation of transcription by RNA polymerase II
Cellular component (GO): nucleus
Molecular function (GO): protein dimerization activity; nuclear receptor binding
Source: RefSeq, a predicted model, not a curated record
UACUACUUGUGUUCAGUCAGCUAGCUUCGCUUGUAUCGUUCACAGCGCCGCCGCUGUCGUUGCCGCCGAUGAUCUGCGUCGUGCGUGUCCCGUCUCGCCGCGCCGUCGUGUUGAUAACUUGCGAAGUAGUGAACGAAAAGGAUGUAUGUAUAUGUACGUCUCGUCUUUCAGUUGACUUUCAACGUCGUUUUGUAGCGAACGUUUCGCACGGAUAUCGAAAAGAAUUGCACUAUCGCUACGUAAUAAACUUUGUUGAGUCUUAUUUGAAUAUAUAGACCUUAAUUUACUAAGUGAAACACAUUUUAUUCAAGUUUUUGCCAUUUACGGCGUCAAGACGUGAAACCAGAUCCUGGAAAGUUAUUAUAAAAGGAUAGCGUCGCCGAAAGCGUGGCGCAAUGCAGUGUAUGUUUGGUUGCGGAUGUAAACUGUGCUUUACGAAGUUCGUAAGAGACGUUUUACACGUCACUAAUAAUACUGGUGGUGAGCACUCUGGGAGUGCUUCGUAGUCAUGCUGCCCAUGGUGCAGCCCGACCCUGUGAUCUUCAACUGCGGAGGCCACUCUGCAAAUGGAGCCACAGCACCGUCCAUCGCCUUGCCUCCGUCGCUUACACCCGAUUCUGACGUAGAUGAACUAGUAGACAUCUUUUUCGAUGUUGACGUCACUGUUAACACUUUUCCAAGAAUUGAAUCCUGUGACCUCCAACUGGGAGACACAUGGAGGGGGAUGCAAGGCAAGAUGAGCGUGACAACGCCGGUUAAGAAGAUAAGAAAAAAGUCAGACAGUAAACCGCAAUCUCAAAUAAACAAGUGCCACAACGAAAAGAGACGGCGCGAGCUUGAAAACGAGACGAUCAAUCAGCUCGAAGAGCUCCUCGGCACGUGUUUAGCUGAAGUAAAGCAACCUGACAAGAACGGAAUAGUCCGGGAGGCCACACGGCAGAUAGAAGAGGUGCUGAAGAGACGGGGCGAGUGCCCCGGCGAGUGCCCGGUGCGCAACGCUCAGUGUCUUUCGCCGGUGCAGGCGGGCGAGGUUAGCUCUACGCAGCCUCCCGCUUGUUUGCAUUACACGGAGAUCACCACACUUAUUGAGGCUCUCAAGCACUACACCGGGAGUCUUGGUUGGGUUUUAUUGGAAAUAAACUCCAAAGGCGAAAUCGAAUGCGUCACUGAAAAUAUCAAGGAACUUGUUCUGCAGGACAGAACAGAGUUGUACAAGAAAUCUAUUUUCUCUCUGUUGCACGUCAACGAUCAAGCUAAAUUAAAGCCUUUAUUGAGAGUAAUACAGUCUUUCGCCUGGGGUUCAGGUGAAAUUGAAAAGUUUCAAGCUAUUCAAGCCAGAUUACUUGUCAAGAAUACUGAUGGGACUGAAGGAACUGGGUACGUGGAAGCAGUGAUCCACGCUGCGCCGGUGCGCGGCUCGUCUUCGGAGGAGGCCGGCUCCGUCAUGUGCGUCAUCCGGCGCCGCGAGGACGCGUCGGCCGCUCUUCUCCCCUUGGACGGUGGUCCGCCCGCCAUCGCCGCCAAGCAGUCUGAUCAUAUAGUCUUCCGAUUGGACUGCAAUUAUAUUAUUCUCUCUUGUGAUUUACGUGGAGUGGAAAACAUUAUAAACUGCCCAGUGUCUCUUGUGGGUACUCGUUACUUGGAACUAGUUGAUAGUGGUGACCGCGUGGUUGUAGUGGCGCAUUUGCAGCAGACCGGGCAGUACUCGGCACCGCCCAGCGUCAGCCCGCCCUUCCGCAUCCGGCUGGGCGCGUCGCUGCCCGCGCUCCGCGUCAGCGCGCGCUCGCGGCUGUUUCGCGCGCAGCCCUCCUCCGGCGAACCCGACUUCAUCAUGUCCACGCACACCCUGCUCGGCGACGACGACCUCGACCUCCUCGACGCCGAGACCUCCCGCCCGCCCGUCGGCGGCCCCCUCAUGACCUCCGUCGCCAACGGCGAGUCCUCCAACUGUGAUCGCUACCGCUCGCCGAUGUGUCCCGGCGGCGAGUUUCUCAACGAUUUCGACCUCGACCCCGACCCGUGGGGCUCGAGCUUUCAGCUGGGAGACAUGUCCGGCGAGGAUUCCAAGGAUCGCAAGGACACGUCCGUGGAGCCGCCAGCGACGCCGCAGACGCCGCGCGCGCCGCCCACGCCGGGCGAGGGCCCGCCCUCGGUCGCUCCCGUGGAGGAGCCCAAUCGGCUGCGGACGCUGCUCAGCAAGAAGCCCGUGCCCGGGGACGCUGCGCUCAACUCCAACAAUCGUAUCCUGAAAGACCUGCUCAAGCAGGAGGACGAAGAAGCGACGGGCAGUGAGACGUCCGCGCCGCACACGCCGCUGACGCCGCACACACCCCACACGCCGCACACGCCGGCCGCGGCCAUGUCGCCGCUGCACUCGCGGCCCUCGCCGCACCCCGCGCACCCCGCGCACACUGCUCACCCCGCACACCCUGCCGGGCCCGCGCACCAGCCACACACCAUGCCCUCUCACAACUCUGAAGUUUUGCUCAGGAUACUGAACGACAAAUCGGAUGAAGACGGCGACGAUCGUCGGCAACUCGACAGCCGCAACACCUCGCAACCUUGCGCGUUGCUCUCACAACUGUUGUCGAGCAGCAACGGUCCGUCCGGCAAUGGCCGCAGCCAGGACUCCACUGAUAACUACCUCGAGAGAAUACGCGCGGUCAAACACAAGCUGGAAGAAAAGGGAGCCGGCAACGCUAAGCGACCCGCCACGUCUGAAAGCCAACAGCAGGUGUCAUCGUCGGCGGUCCCGCCCGCGUCAUCAGCGGCGCCGUCGCCCGCGGCCGCGCCUGCCACCACUAGCAGCGCGGGCAUGAGCCAGCUCUGCCAGAAGAACCAAAUCCUAGUGUCGCUGCUGGCGCGACAGCAGACCACGCCCACCACGCCGCUGCCGCUGCCCAACCCCAACCUCCGCGCGUAUGGCCCCGCGCCCCGCCCCAGACCCCCGCCCCCCGCGCAGAUGCCCCAGCAACGGCAUCACCACUCCACGCUGUCUACCAUACUCACUGGACCUGCGCACCGAGCGAGUAACGUGAACGGCGGUCCGGGGUCGCUGGGCGGCGGGGCGUUGGGCGGCGCUGAACUGGCGCAGAGCCACUUGCAGAUGGUGCUGCAGGGCCGCGGAGCCUACCCCCCGCACUCUGCGCCACACCCCGUCACCACCCAACACUACACCGCCAACCAGCACUACAGCCAACCCGGCAGCAGCAGUCGGGCGGUGGCGGGCGGGGACAGCGAGGUGCCGAGCGACCAGACGCUGUCGGACAUCCUGGACGAGGUCAUCGACCACAUGCCCGACGCCGACCGGCCCGCGCCCAGCGUCAGCGUGCUCAUCGACCUCGAGACCCGCCGUGACUAUGGGGGAAAGGCGAAAAAUGAUGUGAUAAAUGCGAUCACAAAAAGUCUCAUGCAAUGCGAGACUGUGACCAAAAGUCCCGUGUCGUCAAGUCCUGGCCCACCGCCUGUGUACGCCGUGCAAAGUCCGGUGUCUUGCAACAUGGGCAGCAUGGGCAGCAGCGGCGGCAUCCACUACGUGCGGCCCGAUGGCACCCGCUCGCGGCAGCUGGAGGAGCAGCACGCGCGGCUGAUGCAUCUGCAGCAGCGGCAGCAGAUGCUGGUGUCGCCGGAGGCGGACCAGCCGCAGGCGGACCUUGGCUCCACCAUCAGUGCGCUGUCGGAGACGCCGCCCAAUGUAGCGCUCACACGCACUGACUACCAUCACAUAUAUCACCCCGCCAAUCAAAUGGGUUCAAAUUACGGUACAAAUAAAAUUACGUCGACGCAGCAAAAUCCUAUGCUGAGUCGUCAAUUAAGCGGGUCAGGCGUGGGCUACGCGCCGCACUCGGCCGCGGCUCUGCACACCCCGCUGUCGGCGCCGCCGCCCCCACCGCAGCCCUACCUCCGCGCGCCGCGCCCGCAUCUAGUGGGCGGCUACUACGACGACGGCGCCGGCGCCGGCUACUGCGGGGACUACGCGCGCCGCGCGCCGCACCACCUCCCGCACCAGCCGCUGCCGCACCCCCACCACGACCCUCCGAUGCCUUGCGCUGGCAACGGCAGCGGGGCGGUGGGUGCGGGGGGUGCGGCGGGCGGGAGCGGCGCGGGGGCGAGCGGUACCUCGGAGUACGUGCGCAACGAGCUGCGCGCGGUGGUGGGCGCGCGGCUGCAUCCGCCGAUGCAGUCCGACCUCGACCCGCUUAUGACCUUCGACAUGACCUCGUCAGGUGGCGGAGCGGGCGGCCGCGCGGCGGCGGCUAGCUGGGAGUCGCCUCAGACCACCGCGAAUACUACGGAGGCGGGCACGGCGGAGGCGGGCUCGGCGGCGGGCGGUGAUGAGGCGGGCGCGCCGGACGCCAAGGCCAGCGCCUCGCUGCUGCAGAAGCUGCUGUCGCAGUGAGCCGGCCCGGCUCUCCUUGCAUUUACUUCCCUCGCCUCGCCCAUUGCGGUCUACUACCUGGUACCUCUGCGGCUGUAAAUCUCACCGACGUGGGAUUAAUAUAGUACACGUAUUUAUAGAGCGUCUCGCGCAUAGUCUAGUAGUGCUAGUGAUAUUUCGUUCGAGAAGCGGCCGCUUCUCGAAUCCUCCGAGAACGUCGCUCGAGUUCGACAUUUACGUUUCUGUAUCUGUAUGUAACUAUAAAUUUAACGAUGCGAUGCGAAAAACGAUGGUAGCUUCCUGAGAAGGAGUAAAAAUUAGUGAUUUAAGAUAUGAUCAUUUGUACGACUAGCAUGCAUUCACAAUGUACGAUUAAAAUAUACGGCGUGCAAUAUUGUAUAGAAAUAAACACAUAUUUUGGCGUUGUGAACGUUAUGUAUUAUAGUAUGAAAGUCAGAUGUUACCUGUUAUGACAAAGUAAUUUGUAUUAUAGUAUAUGAUGAGACGUCGAAUGAAAGGUUUCUCAUUUGGAUAAUAUUAUUUUACGUGUGUAAAUAUGUUGUUAAAUUAUAGCUGUUGCUUUAUUGUAAAUAUUUUGUUACGACAUUUCUUUAUGUUUUGUGUACCGUAUAAUUUCUUAUAAGUUUUUAAACCAUUUAUUGAUAUUCAUUAAUCUACUUUAUGACUUUUUACAAACUUCUUCAUUUUAAUAUUAAAUGUUAAAUUUUCGUUUAUACGAUUCGACGUAAUUUAUAAUCACAGAUAUAAGAAAUAAAAAUAUAUUCCAAUGACAGACAUCUUAUAUUAUUAUUGAUUACUUAGUUAGUUCUCGGUAUAUAUUUAUUUUUUCUUCUCACACACAUUAUAAACCUCAUAAUAACAUUCAAGUUUAAAUUCGUAAUUUUUAUAAUUUAAAAUAAAUUAUGACUUAAAAUUUUAAUUUCUUAUUCAAAUAUUUUAUCAUUUUGGAAAUUUAAAAAAGAUAUAAGUAUAAACACAAUUUUCAUUUCUAAAAUUAACAAACUUAUGUCUGUGUUUAUAAUAUGAAUGUGUAUGUGAAUAACAUAAAUAUCCCAAAAAUUUUGGGAUAUUGUUGACGACAUUACCUGUGCGAAGAUGUUCUUAUAUUGAAUAAUAAUAUCUUUCCGGUACAACUUAGGGAGCUUGAUGUUAUUGCCGUGGAGUAAAUGUGAGACGUGAAUGCCAGACGGCUGUAAUAUGACGCCGGGUAUGGUUGUUGGUCAACGAGAACCAAACUGAAAAUUCUAGCUUAGAAAUCUUGUGUUAGCUAUCUUAUUAAAAAUGUUAAUAUGUCUUAUCUUGUCUCAUCAUGUCAUGGUUGACAUUUUCUUCGCGUUUGCGUAAUCUGUGAAAAUGUAAAUAACAGUCAUCCAACAACCGUAGUCAGCGUCAUUUUUAUAAAAACAGUUUUUGGACAAAUUAUACAUUGACUUUGAAUACACCUUUGACUUCUCACAAAGAAAAAUCUAUGCUAUUUUAAAUUAUAAAGUGGAACAUGUAUAGAGAUAAUAAAUAACCUGUUUGCCUCUGAAGAGAAGUGAAGCUAGACUCUUAAUCUCUACGUGAAUAAAAAACAUCAAUGUUACAUGUGUCAUUUCUAAUUUGUAAUGUAUUAUUAAGCACCAAAUUAUUAGCAGUUUAAUUAGCUAUUUAAGGCAGCGAAAAUGUGUUUAAUACCUACAUUUCAUCAUGGACUUUCAUUUGAAAAUAAAAGCUGUCAACGUUUUUGUCACAACUUGUUAUUUUACAUUUAUUAUUACCUAAUUAAAAUAUAGUCUAAUGCGUAGUCAAAAUCGUAAGUAACGAAUAUUUGAAUUAAGUUAAGCCAAUUUAAUAUUUCUACAUACCGUAUGGUAUAAUAGCCAAUUUAAUAUUUCUACAUACCAUACGGUAUGUAGAAAUAUUAAAUUGGCUAUAACAUACAUAUUUUGAAUAUAAAUUACACAAUUUCGUUGCAUAAAAUAGUGUUUGAGGUUAAAUAUGUAAGAUUUUUAGAAGUGCACAAUGUUACAAUUUAUUACUUAAAGUAUUAUGUGUACAUUAAUUAAAAUCUUAAUUAAUGAUGGUCAAAGAUCAUUUGAAUGUGGUGUCAUUGUGUGUAUUCAUUCGCGGUUUAGGCGCAUUGUAUGUAAAUUAACACAAAAUAGAAAUGGAAUUGUUACACAAAUUAUUUACAAUUUGUUUUGAUUAAAAUCGGUAUUUCAAAAAAAUAUGAAAACUUUAUAAAACAGUCAACAUAGUUUUCUAUGUAUGAGAUUUGCAACAUUGAUAUUGUUGAUAAUACAUACAAAUUUAAUUUAUAAUUAUUAAACGCCGAAUGUUACAUACUGGCAUAUAUGUUAUAAAAUGGCAAUAACUUAAUGCGGUCAUAAAGUACUUAAUACUUGUGAAGUUGGCUCCAAGCUAGUUUCAUAACACAUAAGAUUUCUAUUGUUGAGGUAAUAAUAAAAAUGUAAUCUAAAAUAGUCACCGAUAAUAGCGCUUAGAUCCACAAAAGAAGUAAAUUGUGAUGUGUUAUACCUACCUAAAGAUGAACGUACAAAUAAUGUGUAUAGAGUAACCAUAAAACAAUAUAAAGUAAUAUUUGUUUAGGACGUAAAAUAUUUUUGUACCAUUGUGAAAUAAAUAGUUCUGAUGUUUAGGCUACCGACCAAACUAAUUUUCAUUGUUAUUUAAUAAAUUGGAAAUAUAACUCGAAAUCGGUAAAGAAUAUAAUGAUAUUUAGUGAGAUAAAGCUUUACAAUAUCCCACGACCGUAGCAAUAUAAAAUUUCAUUCCAUUUACAUUCAUGGUUAGGAAGGUUAAAGUUGUUUGAUAGAUCAAUAAAGUACAAGUGAUGGCCUUGCUAUGUGACAACGUAAAGAAUAUAGAUGAGAACUAGUCGAAUCUACCUAUACAUAUAAUACAUAAUUAUAUUCAGAUACAAGCCUAUUUUAUCGAAACGCUAGAUGUAACAGCAUACAAUGCCGUCGCUUAGUUUACGAGUUUCGAUGAGAUCAAAAUGUAAACAAAGAAGGUUAUAUUUUUUGCAGAUUUACGAUAGCACCUCUAGUUUAUAUAAUGAGAGACUCUUAUCUAUUAUAUUGGGUAACACGUCCAUUUCACGAGUCAAACAUUGGUUUUCAGCGUAAUAAUAUAAUGUAAAUAGAUUGUGCUGUUAUGAUAAAUGCAUAGGUGCCUGAAACUAAAUAUAAAAAAAUAUUUUUGCAAACCAUCUUUAAAGAAAAGUCGAUAAUUGUUCAGAUAUAUAUAUUUAAAUAUGCAAGCAUGAAAUAGUAACUAUUAAAAUAUAGGUAUGCAAAAAACGUAGAUUUCUCUCGCUAACUCUAUUAUUCUAUCAUAUAGAUUAUAUAGUCCAGUGGAACUAUACUUUGUAAGGUAAAAAGCAUCGAAAGGAUGAACUUGACAAUAGCUACCAAUGUACGAGUAUGAGUGCAACAAUUGUUACCUACUUUUGGAAAACUACGAAUUAGUGUUUACAUUUUAAACAGUUCAUUUUAUCAUACUUUUAACUCUAGAUGAUAAAUAUCUUGUGAAUUGCUCUUUAAGUAAGAUUCCAUUAAGGUAUUAUGAAUUGAAUUCUUGGACAUUGGUAAAACAUCGUCUUCCAAAAUAAAACAUCAAAACCUUGCCUCACAAAUAUACAGACUGAUGAUCCCGGAGAUCAAGAAAUCUACACUCAUUGCUAUUGGGGCAAUAUGUGCUUGCAACGUUUUAUAUUAUUCACAUUAGUACCUAUUAGGCCCGAUGGUUCAAAGUUACGGGUACUUGUUGCUAUAUGUUUGGUUAGAAUAGUAAAACAUUAAUAAAGUAAUAUUCCUUGCUCAUUUCAUGACAUUCUGACGCAGGAAUUCUGACAUAGGCUUUUUGAUUGGAACGCAAAUUAAUUGUGCGAAAAUAAUUUAAAUAUUUAAAACAUUAAGAGAUAUUAUAUUCAUUCAUUGAUGUAAAGGAUAAUAAUACCUCAUUGUAAAAAUCAAUCUUGUAGAUGAUAAUUUAAUUGUAUAAACGGCUAGAACAUACCACAUGACGCGAUGUCGGUAUUUCUUGUAGUUGUUUUUUCUUAUCACGUACAACUUUCCAUUGGUUUAUAAUUUUAUUAUAAAAUUUAAGAUCUACGGACAUUUUUGAGCUAUAAUGGUAAUGUCGAGUAUAUUAUUAAGAGCAUGAUAGAUUUUACAAAUCAUUAUAUUAUGCCUCUGGAGAAAAUUGGUCUAUAUUGAAAUGUUAUGUAUAAUUUGGAAUUCUAUGUAAGAAAAGUAACUGUAACUUUUGUAUUUAAGAUAAAUAAUUAUAGUCCAUUGUCACAGAGUGAAUUUACCUAAUUAAAAUAUUUAAUAGGGUCCAAAUUUUCCAUCCAAAGUUUCAGAGACUUAACAUAAUAAUUGGACUGUAUUAACGAAUGUGAUACGUCGAUAUGUAAUAGAACUAUUUUUUUAAUAUGAUUUUGCUCUGUGAUAAGGGACUAACGAUCACUUAGCAUCGAGUUAGUAGAAACAUAGAUGUGUACGGGAAUCUUUGUUUCACAGCGUAAAAACAUAAUUAGUUUCAAAAUAACUUCGUUGUCUUAUGGAUUACUUCGAAACUACUUCAUAGAGGAUUUAAUUGUCGUUUUCUAGGGAUUUCUAAAAUUUCAUAUUUGUAAGAUUACGUGUGAUAAACAUAUUUAUUAUAUGUAGUUAGAUGGCAGUCGCUAACACAAGGAGACAUUUCCCGUACAAUACUGAUUUUAUUUUUUGUAUAAAAUCGUGUCUCUUGUCUUGGCCUGUCGUCUGUGAACAAGGGUAUUUUUAUAUUGUGUACAUUUCUUAGGUUAACAUUUUGUUAUAGAUUUUAAAAAGCUAAUUAUGUUUUUUCGAAACACUGCGUAGUGAUUUUAGGUAUUGGUUGCACGCGGACAACUCUUUCGCCCUAGAAAAGUUAAAUACUUAUUAUAACUCACAUAACAUAUUAUAACUAGAAGUGAUCACAGAAUACAAAUACAUAUUAACUGCAAAGGAUACAUAUUUUAAUUAAGACGAAGUGAGGUUAACUUCUCGUCUUCCAAUUUGCGAAACUCUAGAACAGAAAAAAACUAUCCAUUGGGCUUGGACGCACAAAAUAUUUUUGCCAUUACCGAUUUCGUAAAGUGUCGUCUCUUUCGCGAGAGUCAUUCGUUGGGGAGGACCCUGACAAAUUUCUACGUAGCUCAACGAGCUGAUUUUCUCUUUUCCAUGCCCUAGAGGUAUAGUUGGUCUGCGUCGCCAUAGUUUGUCUUGCGUGUAACUAUUAAGUCUGUGUUAUUUAGUUCUUCUUAUAUUAGUUAAGGCCUCUUGUGUUGCUGUGCAUUUCAAAGCAUUGAAUGUAUGUAUGUUUAUAUAUAUUAUUGUACAUAGAUAAAAUACUUAUAUUUUUACGAUUAGCAUACACAACCAAAGUUGUUAUAAAGUGAUGGUUGAUUUAAUUAUAAAUAUAAAUACCUAGGUCGUUUAUUUUUUAAAAGAUAACCCUGUAUACAGUUGUAUAUGGGUAACAUCCAAUAUAUUGCGAAGCCUUUCACAUAACCGCCCUGAUAUUAGAAAUCGAAUUUAUUAUUUUGUUAUGAAAGUCGGUAAUCUAAAGAAGUUAAAAUAAAUGUGCGAGUGUGGCUUACGCUCCUUUCGUUCCUAGUACCUUGUCCGGAUCAUUUACCUUAAUUGGUAUUUGUCAAUUACUAAAACCGACACAUGUUAUGUUCGUGGUACCCGGACGUCUAACAUUUAUUUAUAAUCUGGCGUUAUAUGACCUAUCACAUUAAGUUGUAUUUUUUUGUACAUUUUAGAUUCGAAAAUAUAUUAAUAUCUAAAUAACAG